AUGGAUAUGGAAGUUCCACACCAUUUGGUUGAUAUAUUACACCCUUCUGAAGAUUAUUCUGUUGGACAAUUUUACAAGGAUGCAAGGAAAUUGACUGGAGAAAUUCUUAGUAGAGGCCAUGUGCCAAUAGUCACAGGCGGCACUGGGCUGUACUUGCGGUGGUUUAUUUAUGGGAAACCAGAUGUUCCUAAGGCCUCCCGUGAGAUUACAGCUGAAGUUAACUCGGAACUUGAGGAUUUUCAAAGGGAUGGUGACUGGGAAGCUGCAGUAGAGUUUGUUGUUAAAGCAGGCGAUCCAGCUGUCCGAUCUUUAGCUGCAAAUGAUUGGUACAGAUUACGCCGCAGGCUUGAAAUACUCAAGUCAAGUGGUGUUUCUCCAUCAGCCAUUGAAGUGCCUUAUAAUUCUUUCAAAGAGAAAUUACGGUCAAGUGAUGAUGCUGAUGCUUUUGAUGGGGGUUGUUCAGAUGUCGAAGCUGACGAGAAAAAGUCAAAGAAUUUGGACUAUGAUUUUAGUUGUUUUUUUCUUUCGACCCAAAGGAUGGAUCUUUAUCGAUCAAUUGAUUUCCGGUGUGAAGAUAUGCUUUUAGAUGAUGGUAUUUUAUCUGAGGCAAACUGGCUUCUUGAUUUGGGCCUUAUGCCUAAUUCGAAUUCUGCAGCCCGAGCUAUUGGCUAUAGACAAGCUAUGGAUUUUCUACUAAUGUCAAGAGAACACGGUGGCUCGAGUUCUGCUCAAGCUUUCUACCGUUUUCUGUUCGAGUUUCAAAAAGCGUCUCGGUAA
Messenger RNA from Striga hermonthica, 777 nucleotides. The record is from the annotation of a GenBank genome assembly. Lineage: Eukaryota; Viridiplantae; Streptophyta; Magnoliopsida; Lamiales; Orobanchaceae.